AUGGCGUCCGCGAACGCGCCCGCGACGACGCCGCGACCGCUCGCGCGCGUUCGACGGGGCGCGCGCGCGGUGGCGCGCGCGAGAGAACCGCGCGCGGAUGGGUCGAAGAAUUCUGAAUCCUUCGCCGGCGUCGACCGCGGGGUGUUCGGUGACGGUGAGUACGCCGAUCCGGCGAUUCGACGGAAAGUCCUGUCGCUGCGCGAACGGUUGUCGGACGCGAUGCGGUUGGAGAAUUGGCGCGCGGCGGCGGCGAUUCGAGAUGAGAUCGAGGGGCUGCGGAGGCGGGAUCCGCUCGCGCGCGCGGCGGACGCGUUGGAGGCGUGCGUGGUGGAUGAAGAUUACGAGUGCGCGUCGAACGCGAAGGCGACGAUCGAGGAACUCGAACGAGACGCCGUGGUCGAGAGGUUGGCGCCGUGUGAGAGCGAACGCACGAGUCAUGGGAUUCGAGUGCGCGCGCGGUCGAGGUGCGUGACGGAUCGAUCGGCGCCGAAAGAAUCCAAGUGGUUCUUUCAGUACGUGGUGACGAUCACGAACGUGACGAACGCGAAGAGCGUGAAGUUGCUCUCUCGAAGCUGGCUCAUCACCGAUGAGGAGGGCAAGUGCGAGGCGGUGCGAGGCGCGGGCGUGGUCGGGAAGCAACCGCUCAUUCGUCCGGGCGAGACGUUUGAAUACGCGUCGUCGACGCCGCUGAACACGCGACGAGGGACGAUGGAAGGAUUCUAUCGAUUCGUCGAGGUCGAACGCAGGGAUGAGGCGCGCGCCGAGAACGCGCCGAUGGAUGUCAGCCGCGAGGACGACGUCGACGCCUUCAACGUCGAGAUCGGCGUCUUCGGUCUGUCGGAAUCCGUCACCAUGUGA
Messenger RNA from Ostreococcus tauri, 858 nucleotides. RefSeq names its product ApaG domain. Bases 1 to 858 code for a protein of 285 amino acids. The transcript has a single exon. The record is from RefSeq and is a predicted model, not a curated record. NCBI's taxonomy places the organism in Eukaryota, Viridiplantae, Chlorophyta, Mamiellophyceae, Mamiellales, Bathycoccaceae.